Messenger RNA from Hypomesus transpacificus, 1479 nucleotides. Its product is annotated as muscarinic acetylcholine receptor M1-like. Bases 1 to 1479 code for a protein of 492 amino acids. The transcript has a single exon. Gene Ontology annotation, biological process: adenylate cyclase-inhibiting G protein-coupled acetylcholine receptor signaling pathway; chemical synaptic transmission; G protein-coupled receptor signaling pathway, coupled to cyclic nucleotide second messenger. The record is from RefSeq and is a predicted model, not a curated record. Lineage: Eukaryota; Metazoa; Chordata; Actinopteri; Osmeriformes; Osmeridae. Gene Ontology annotation, molecular function: G protein-coupled acetylcholine receptor activity; G protein-coupled serotonin receptor activity. Gene Ontology annotation, cellular component: dendrite; synapse; plasma membrane.
AUGAACAACUGUGUCUCCCAGACCAGCAACCAGACAGCAGAUCCAUUGGGGGGUCAUGAGGUAUGGGAGGUGCUGGUGAUUGUGAUCAUCACAGUGCCCCUCUCUCUGGUCACCAUCCUUGGCAACUUGCUGGUUUUGAUCUCCUUCCGGGUCAACAGCCAGCUGCGCACCGUCAGCAACUACUUCCUGUUGAGCCUGGCGGUGGCAGACUUAAUCCUGGGGGCCGUUUCCAUGAACCUGUACGCCGCGUACAUCAUAAUGGGCCGUUGGGCACUGGGGAGCCUGGCCUGUGACCUCUGGCUGGCCGUGGACUACGUGGCCAGCAACGCGUCCGUCAUGAACCUGCUGGUCAUCAGCUUCGACCGCUUCUACUCCGUCACGCGGCCGCUGACCUACAGGGCCAAGAGGACGACGCAGCGGGCUGUGGCGGCCAUCGUCCUGGCCUGGGCCGUGUCCUUCGUCCUGUGGGGCCCCGCCAUCCUCUUCUGGCCCCACGUGGUGGGCAGGCCCUCGGAGCACCAGGACAGCUGCUCCAUCCCCUUCAUGGACGACGCCGUGCUCACCUUCGGCACGGCCAUCGCCGCCUUCUACCUCCCGGUCACCAUCAUGGUGAUCCUCUACUGGAAGAUCUACUGGGAGAUCGAGCGGCGCUCCCAGGGUCGGGAGGGGCUGCUGGGGUCCGUGAGCAGCAGCGCAGGGGGUCCCCAGGGCUCCGGGGGGAGGUCUGUUUACUCCAGCAGCACCAAGAGCAGCACCAAGAGCAGCUCCAGCAGCGCCCGAGAGGGACCAGGGGGGAGGGAUCCAUGCAGGGAGGAUUCUCAGGGGAGAGGGUCGGCCAAACCCUCCCUGUGUCCCACCACGGGCAGCAACGGGGAGGGCUGUGCAGGAAGCAGCUGGGCAGAAGGAGGGAGGGGCUCUACUGCCUCUCUGUCCUCGGAUGAGGAGUCAGAGCAGAGGCAGGGGAGGCCCAGCACGGCGUCAGGUCCUCCGGUCUUGCUCCCUGUCAGGGAGGCCCCGGACACGGACCCCCCCUACAGAGAUCCCCCGGCCCCCAGGGCGGAGGACCUCCGAGGCCGGCAGCCUUCCCUCCGGGGCUCCAGCUCGUCUGAGUCCAGGCGGACCAGACAGCCCAAGGCCAGGCGGAGGAGGAACAGGAUGAUCACAGAGAAGAAGGCAGCCAGGACCCUGAGUGCCAUCCUGCUGGCCUUCAUCCUCACCUGGAGCCCCUACAACAUCAUGGUGCUGGCCUCCUUCUCCUACUGUGUGCCUGAGAAGCUGUGGCAGUUGGGCUACUGGCUGUGCUACAUCAACAGCACCGUGAACCCCAUCUGCUACGCUCUGUGUAACAAACACUUCCGGGUCACCUUCAAAUCUCUGCUGCUCUGCCGGCUUGGGCGGAGGGACUGGGGGAGGACUCGCCAUGGCAACCACGCCACGACCCGGAUGCAGAGGACGGGCAGCACUGUGAGAAGCCCCUAG